Molecule: messenger RNA, 1097 nt
Organism: Pocillopora verrucosa
Lineage: Eukaryota; Metazoa; Cnidaria; Anthozoa; Scleractinia; Pocilloporidae
Source: RefSeq, a predicted model, not a curated record
CAGCUGUAGAUUUUAUUAUGACUGAUGAACAUGGGUCUGAUGAGCUCGGCAACAUGGCAGAAUACCUAAAGAUACUUUAUUACUGGUUCCUUUUGGGUCCAAUUAUCACGCUCGAAUGGCUCAGACGAAAGAAGAAACUCUGUUGUGUGACGAUAUCACAACAAGUCCAUGAGGAAUCUGCAGCUGGCAACGAGGAAAAUGCGCGGUUAGUCCCAAGAGUUGACGAGGAUCAGGAACAGAACGUACAAGACAUCACCGGUGGGGAAAUUGAAAGUGAAUCUCAACUUCUAAUCACUACAGCAGACACAGACACUGAUAUAACAAUAUUUGACCUCAUGGGCAGAAUUAUAGUUCGUGUGACAAGGAUAUUUGGAAUCCGUUACCUCGCAUUUCUCUAUUUUACGGUUUACAAUAUGAUGUGCACAGUUUCCAAUUUUCUUUUUAUUAUCAUUCUCAACAAACACAAAGUUGUCACAAGGUAUGUGUUCUACAUCAGUGUGUGUAUGAUCUGUGCUUAUGUUGAAAGUGACAUAGUAGCUGUGUUUUACUUCAUUCUUAAUUCUCAAGGCUCCCUGAAUAACUUAAAACUCACUGCCCUUCGCACUGUAGCACUGGGCCUCACUUUGACUCUGAGUUUUAGUUCUUCAAUGCACAUAAUCCGCAAACUUAUGAAGCCUCAGGAGUCUGUGUUUGAGGGACUGUCAGAGAGGUGAGUUCAAUGUUUUUGGAUUGGGUAAGCAGCAUCUCUUGUCAUCUUCCUUCGAUAUCAGUUUUUACACAAUCUGCGUGACAAAUAUUAAUGGGAGCUAAACGAAAAAUUUCAUAAUAAUCUGGAAUUUGAUUGGGUUUUCCAUAAAAUAGGACUUGGCCGUGUUUUAGAGUGGUGUUAUGCCGCUUUUCUACAGCCUUGUGAAAUAAAGAACUUUGACAUUAGGGGGUUUAACAAAAACACAGCGGCUAUAGAGCGGGAACGUCACUAAACAAAAGGUUUCAUGAGUAGAACAGUCGUGCACGUGCGUUAUAAAUCUUUGUAAAUUUCUUCGCGUCCUUUGCAAAACAACAAUGUGAAGUGACCAAACUUUGCCUUGAAUUGUUAG